AUGGCAUCUCCUCAAGAGUUGGUCACAACGGUUAAUGGGCGGCGCUGUACACGUUCACGGGCCCGAACAGCGGCCACUCCAACACCUCUCACCGAACAAUCCACGGCGGCCACCGCAACGGAACUAACAAUCUCCACAACCGUCCAACAGACGUCCCAAACGCAGACCACCGCUGAUGCCCCUCCUCUUCCUCCUCUUGCUCCCUCUCCUCCUUCACCUCCUCCUUCACCACCUCCACCGCCUUCGCCAUCAUCCUCUUCGUCCUUGUCCGCCUCGCCAUUUUCCCCUUCACCAGUAUCCCCUUCGCCAGUAUCCCCUUCGACCGCGACACUGCCCCAGCAACCAAGUGUCGUGCUCACCACAGAUGGUGCAACUACCACAGUGGUUGCAGCGUCUUCGGCCACAGGUACGAGCAGUGCACUUCCUUCGUCAUCAGCGCCAGUCAGCCAGCUGCCAGAUCUGGCAUCUUCAGAUCAAGCAGUAGCGGCUGCACUGCCAUCGACUGCGCCUGGGAAUGAGCCUGUGCCGCCUUCAAGUGUAACAGUGGCAGAAGCAUCAUCCUCAGUCCCCGCGCAGGCUCAGGAACUAAUUGGUCCCACGGCCGAGUCGUUGCAAGCUGCUGUGACUACCACACCAGCACCUCCCCUGAUCCCAACAUCAACAGACUCUAACUCAUUCAUCAUAGCUACCAGUCUGUCGCGGCAAAUAUCUUCAACACAAGCGCCGUUGUUCACAGCUCCGGCUGCCUCAAAUGGGCCCACACCUGUCGUCACAGCCCCGCUGGCUUCCAGUUCGACUAGUGUACAGUCUCCAAUAUCGAAUACGAACCUACCGGCUGCCAAGCAGCCAGGAAGAACAACAUCUGUGGCAAAUUUGACCCCGACGGAUGACCCUGCAGGCAUAAUAGAACCUGAUCGGGGCGACAAUGAUGCGCCUCUUACUUUACCCAAGUCAGGAAACGCCGAUAUAGGGAGCAUUGUUGGAGGAGUUGUUGGUGGUGUGGCUAGCUUGGUAUUGCUACUAGGCCUUCUCUUCUUCUGUCUUAGAAAGAGGAAGUCAAAGGAAAUUAGGUGGACGGAGAAGAAUAGUAAGGGGCCAGUGUUGCUUGAAAAUUUGAGAUCGAUAGCCGCAUCAUGUGGGGUUUUGAUCGCAAAGCUCACGGGUAAAAAGUCCGGACCUAUGGGCAAUACCUACCAAAGACACACGAUGCACAACAGUGUGAGUUCGUUGUACUCCACCAACAGUGGCGGUCGCCUGCGAUCCUCGAGCGAAUCAUCUGGGAUGUUUGUGGAAAGACGUCCAGUCUCGACAUCUAGCAGGGAAAGUGGGCGCAAGGUACUUCGAAAGGAGCAAAACAGCAUCUCUUCGAACUAUCGGUUUCCUUGUGCUAUGGACGAUCAACGGGGGAAAAGUACUUCAGACUAUGCAAAUCCAUUCGCAGAUCCUGCACCUCCGGCAACCCUCUCCCUUCUCAACCCAGAUCCUCAAAGCGGCCCUGCUACACCGCAGGUGCCUGUAGCGACGGCGGACAAGGUACCGAGAGACCCCUUCGCUUCAAUCUAUGAUCCCAUGGAACAAGGACGACCAAGGAGCAUCGAAUCCAACGCACAUCACAAACACAACAAGAGUUCACUAUCUGCAGUGUCGGCCCUGUCAGCACUCGGCUCACACCCACCGCCAACACUUUGGCUGCACAAUACAACGGACCCCUUUAGAGAUCCUGUCAGUCCUUUGGCUCCCACACAAGCAAGGCUCUCCGGACAUUCUCGUCGUCCUUCAUCAGCUACCUAUCCAGCUUUCAAUGCCAUCACUACGACAUCUACGACGCGAGACUCGCACUACACAUACUUUGGGGAGCCAGGCCCCAGCCGUCCUGCAACCAGCAUGUUCACACCCGCCAUGUCCAGCGGCCGCACCGUCCGACAAUCGGACCCCUUUGAUCUCGACCGCCCCGAAGUUCUGGGCUUCAAAGACGUAGGAGGUCGGAAAGAGGUGAACGCAAGUCUUACGCGGCAGCCUACGCGAGCGAAGCGGACCAGUAGCAUUGGGAACUGGGGUAACGCAGCGAAUGGAUCUUAUGCGUCACAGGACGGGACGGGGUCAAUCACCCGACAGCUUUGGAGUACAAACGGGAGGAGGGCAUGA
Plenodomus lingam JN3 is the source of this 2145-nucleotide messenger RNA. RefSeq lists its product as uncharacterized. NCBI's taxonomy places the organism in Eukaryota, Fungi, Ascomycota, Dothideomycetes, Pleosporales, Leptosphaeriaceae. The record is from RefSeq and is a predicted model, not a curated record.